AUGCAUGGAAAAACAAUUAGUGGUGCCUGUGGAUAUGAAGAAAUCGACACUGUCUGGGGUGAUGAUGUAGGCAGAAUGUGGCAGGGCCUGGAUGCAAAUGGAUGCCAUGUGAUUGUUCUUGAGAGGAUUAUACCAGGGCUGCAAGAAAAAGAAAGGAACAAGGUAGUGUCUCUGCUGAUGAGCCAUGCCAUGAAUGCCAGAAGUGGUGCUUUGCGAAUUACAAAGUGUUUUUGGAGGAAUGAUAUGCUGUAUGUGAUUCAUGAAGGAGCGGUGCAUGUAAAAAGCAGGAUGGUUGAAAACUGCCUGCCUGAUAAUAACUUUAGUGUGCUGAUGUUUGUGCAGGCAGUGUAUGCGGUUGGGAUGAGUAUUGAUGAUGAGUGGCUCUGUAGUAGGAUCGGCAUGAAGAAUAUGUGGAUAGCAAGUGAUGGGAGCCUGCAGAUUGGAUGGAGUGAUAUUAUGCUGAAUUGUUUGAUGAUGCCUGAAAAUGAAGGGAAGUUGAUGGAAAACAAUAUGGAUUACGAUGAUUGUGGAUGUGAAGUGAAAGAAAGGCGCGGUGCCUUUGGAACAAGUGGAGGCUUUAAGUAUGGUAAGAAUGAAGCUGAUCGGCUGGUUGUGUUUCCGAUGGCUUUGAAGGGGAUGCUUUUGGAGUUGAUGAAGCACUUUUUGAGAGUUUCUGAUACGGAUGUAGAUGCAGAAACGGUUCAUGUGCAUGUAGAUGCCUUGGCACGGCACGAAUUGGAGCAGCCCAUGAAGAACUUUCUAAAUGAUUGCAAGAUGAUGGUAGAUGUGCUGUUUGUGAAGGGAGUGCGGAUGGACGAGGUAAAGAGAUGGGUCGAACUGAUGCAUGAAGCAUCUGGCAAGAGUAUGCAGAGGAUGUGUGGUGCAUUCAGAAGCGGAUAUAAAGGCGAGAUUACCGAUUGCAGAGGCACCCCGGUAGCGAUGGACGAAGCAGAGAACAGCAAUGGCGAGACAGGCAAUAGCAGCAUGGAGGAGGAAAGCAGUAAGAAUGCAAGUGAGGGGGAGUGCAGGGCACGAUCGUUUGGCACAAGGGAGUACAAGAGAGGGCGAUUUCAUGUGUGUGAGGCUGUUCCACUAGGAGAUAAGGACAAGGAAGUGCGGAAUGAUGAGUAUGCUAGCGGAAUGAUGAGGAUGUUAAGCUUACAGAGUAAGCAGAUAGGCAUAAUUGCAAAGGCAAUGCACAGGGUAGGGAGUCUUGAUACGAAUGAGAAGAACGAGCUUGCGUGUUUGGAUGAGGAGUGGAGGAUUCUCAUGAGUGAUCUUGAGAGAUGA
This is a messenger RNA of Ordospora pajunii, 1290 nucleotides long. RefSeq lists its product as uncharacterized. The record is from RefSeq and is a predicted model, not a curated record. The coding region runs from base 1 to 1290 and encodes 429 amino acids. The transcript has a single exon. Lineage: Eukaryota; Fungi; Microsporidia; Ordosporidae.